AUGUUUCCCACGGCCCGAUGCCUAGCUGCAAAGCCAUCCGGCUUCCUCAAACGCAGCGUCGAGGAAUUCGGUCGUCUGUCCCGAAUCGCUUGGAACAGCGAAGCCCUCCACACCCCAACCAAGCCCUACGUCCUCCUCGACUUCGAAGAUGAGUCGUCCGUCGCCAGCUGCAAGACCAUGGCCGACCGCGUCGUCGGAGGUUACAGCACCGCCAGUCUCGACUACGUCCCGGCCGACGCGGCCACGAACAGUCCGGCACAUGCUCGAUUCCAUGGAAGUAUCUCGACUAAGCUUCCUAAGAACUGGCGCGUUGAGCGGACAGGCUACGCCGCCUUCCGCAACCACGACCGCGGCCUCUGGCUCUUCGGUCGCCUCUACUGGGACGUCGACCCGUACACGUACCUCGCACUACGAGUGAAGUCCGACGGCCGUCGAUACACCGUCAACAUCCAGACGGAUUCCAUCGUCGACACCGAUAUCCACCAACACCGCACGGGAUGGGAGACGAUCCUGUUGCCGUUCAACUCGUUUGUGCGCACAAAUCACGGUAUGGUGGUUGAGCCGCAGACGUCGAUCAUUCGGCAGAGGAUCAAGAGUGUAGGCAUUGGGUUGACGGACCGUGUGGAGGGGCCGUAUGAUUUGAGGAUUCAGAAGAUUUGGGCAACGAAUGGUAUGAGUGAGGCGGAGAUUGAGGAGGAGAGGAGGAUUUGUGGGGCGGAUGCGUUGCCUGUUGAUGAGGGGGUGAAGACGGGGUGGACCGGUGAGGUGGCUGGUAAGGGACAGAGUCAGAGGGAGAGUGUGAAGGAGACGGCGCAGGGAGAGCCCAAGGCGAAGGGGUUGAAGGGGUUGAAGGAUGAGUGGGAGGCGUAG
Messenger RNA from Aspergillus niger, 870 nucleotides. RefSeq lists its product as uncharacterized. The record is from RefSeq and is a predicted model, not a curated record. The transcript has 4 exons. Gene Ontology annotation, cellular component: mitochondrion. Bases 1 to 870 code for a protein of 289 amino acids. Gene Ontology annotation, biological process: mitochondrial respiratory chain complex I assembly; mitochondrial electron transport, NADH to ubiquinone. Lineage: Eukaryota; Fungi; Ascomycota; Eurotiomycetes; Eurotiales; Aspergillaceae.